Messenger RNA from Aspergillus mulundensis, 735 nucleotides. Its product is annotated as mitochondrial 37S ribosomal protein mS23. The coding region runs from base 1 to 735 and encodes 244 amino acids. The transcript has 2 exons. Gene Ontology annotation, cellular component: mitochondrial small ribosomal subunit. Lineage: Eukaryota; Fungi; Ascomycota; Eurotiomycetes; Eurotiales; Aspergillaceae. The record is from RefSeq and is a predicted model, not a curated record. Gene Ontology annotation, molecular function: structural constituent of ribosome.
AUGGGGAAAUUCAACCUCACAGCACUCCGCGUGCGGAAAACCGCAAUCGACUCAUUCGCCGCUGGGAAGAAAGGUUCUGUCCCUCAAUGGGCUGAUAUUGUUGGCGAUAUUCCCCCUGCCCAGAUUCUCGUGCGCGACCGACCUCAGCAGCACCAACUUGUACGGCAACGCCUGAAGACCUUGCCGGGAAACUCACGGCCUUCGGCCGUGUUUUCGGUCCAACAGAAGCGCGUGAAGCCAAAGAAAGCCAGCCGCAUGUUUUUGCCCGUUGAGAUCAAGUACGAGGAGGAUCACCUGCGCAAAAAGUUCUUCAGUGACCAUCCUUGGGAACUGGCAAGACCUAGAAUUCUUGUUGAGGUUUCUGGAAAGGACUUUGAGAACUAUGACUGGAGCAGGAUGCAGCAGCCGGGCAAGAAGCUGGAUGGCGAGAGUGUCGUACAACGACAGUUGUGGCUCCUGCAUAACAUUCCCAACAUGACAGAGAGUCGUGCUUACGACAUCGCGCGCCGCGAAUUCUACCGACUCCGUCUACAAGAAGACAUUGAGCGUCGAGUAGCUGCCGAGGAGGCGGAGGCUACAGGUGCGGUCUUCGGGCCUACUCGCCUGGAGAUUGGCAUGGAACUUGAGAACCAGCAGUUCGAGGCCUGGAAGUCAUGGGCGAAGACGGAAGCACAGAUUGUCGACUCUGCGUUAGCAGAGGACGGUCCUCAUGGUGCACGCGAGAGCCUCCCUUGA